AUGGAGCUGAGAAACCAAACAGCUUUUUUAGAAUUUCAUCUCCUCGGUAUGACAAAUGAUCCUAAACUACAACCCCUAAUAUAUGGUAUAUUUCUGUGCAUAUAUCUUGUCACAAUUCUAGGAAACAUAGUCAUCUUUCUGGCAAUCUGCUCAGAUUCCCACCUACACACUCCCAUGUACUUCUUUUUAUCAAUUUUGUCUAUUAAUGACAUGUGUUUAAGCACAAGCACUAUCCCCAAAAUGUUGGUGAACAUUCAAGCACAGAAUAAUAAAAUUAGUUACAUACAAUGCAUCUCUCAACUCAGCUUUGUCUCAAUUUUCAGUGGUAUGGAAAAUUUUCUCCUUGCAGUAAUGGCCUAUGACCGUUAUGUUGCUAUUUGUAAACCCCUGAUGUACACAAUCACCAUGAGCCCCUGUUGUUGUGCUUUCUUUGUCCUGCUCUGUCUUUUGUUUAGCAUUCUAGAUGCUGUCCUCCACACUGUAAUGGUGCUGCAACUGUCAUUCUGCACAAACAUGGAAAUCCAUAAUUUCUUCUGUGAACUUGCUCAGAUUCUAAAACUUGCCUGUUCUGAUACCUUCCUGAAUAACUUGCUUAUAUUUGUUGCAGUUUUCAUAUUUGCAGGUGGUGCAUUCUCUGGUGUCAUCCUUUCAUAUAUUUACAUUUUGUUGUCAGUCUUUAGAAUGACAUCCCAAACAGGAAAGAAAAAAGCCUUUUCUACCUGCACAUCCCAUAUGUCUGUUGUAUUCUUGUUUUAUGGAACUGGUCUUGGUGUGUAUUUCAGCUCCUCAGAAACUGAAUUUACAAGACAUUCAGCACUGGCAUCAGUGAUGUACACUGUAGUCCCUCAGAUACUGAACCCCUUUAUCUACAGUCUAAGGAAUAGAGACAUGAAGAAAGCCUUUCAGAAAUUUAUUGGUUGGAUAUCUUAG
Apodemus sylvaticus (European woodmouse) is the source of this 930-nucleotide messenger RNA. Its product is annotated as olfactory receptor 7G2-like. The transcript has a single exon. Gene Ontology annotation, molecular function: G protein-coupled receptor activity; olfactory receptor activity. The record is from RefSeq and is a predicted model, not a curated record. The coding region runs from base 1 to 930 and encodes 309 amino acids. Lineage: Eukaryota; Metazoa; Chordata; Mammalia; Rodentia; Muridae. Gene Ontology annotation, biological process: G protein-coupled receptor signaling pathway. Gene Ontology annotation, cellular component: membrane.